Messenger RNA from Epinephelus lanceolatus (giant grouper), 2688 nucleotides. RefSeq names its product relaxin family peptide receptor 3.3a1 (gene rxfp3.3a1). Gene Ontology annotation, molecular function: C-C chemokine receptor activity; C-C chemokine binding. Gene Ontology annotation, biological process: cell chemotaxis; G protein-coupled receptor signaling pathway; positive regulation of cytosolic calcium ion concentration. Gene Ontology annotation, cellular component: membrane; external side of plasma membrane. NCBI's taxonomy places the organism in Eukaryota, Metazoa, Chordata, Actinopteri, Perciformes, Serranidae. The record is from RefSeq and is a predicted model, not a curated record.
UUGUGCAAAAUCUUAUAAGGAAACUCUCUUGUUAUGAAAAUCAUCUCUUUUUUAGGAAGAUGUUGCUGUAGUAACAUUUUAACACCCUGCUACACCACAAGUGAACACUAGAUGGCAGCAGAGUCGUUUCAUCAACUUCCCCCUCUUUGUGGUGUUUCCAGCCCAGCCUGCAGAUAUUUCAAAUUACCAUUACGCACGGUUUGCCCCCUCCAGUCUGUGCCCUACUGGCUUUGGUACGUGCUACACAUAACAUGAGCAUCUGAAAUUAUUAAUUAGAUGUUUGUGUUUUAAUUAAAAGUGAUGGGGAAGCCUCGCGCUCCGAUGAGCCUCCAUUACGCACAAGACUGAUGGACACAUCACACCUAAUGCUCGCCAGUAAACACCUCCACCCCGCCACUCCUGUCAUGUUGUCAGAGAUGAGAGCAGUGGUGUUGGAUGAUCGUGCGUCUUGGAGCGGAGAGGCGGAGAAAUGACAGGACAGGAGGGUGGGGAUGGAUACAGGCGGAGGAGCUGGCAUCUUGUGAUAAUGUGGCACUCCAAGAUUCAGCUCUAUUUGGACAUUAAUGUUUUUAUGUAUCUUAAAUGAAGACCAUUCACUGGCUACAUUAUCUUGAAGUGUGAGUUGCUGACAUCAUGGAUAAAGAGAAUGAGAGCGUGUGUUUGAACAGGUCACUGUUGGAGGUGGACUUCUUCAGCAAGCUGGAGGACAUCGACGUGACGGCUGACGGGAGCCCGGGUCUGAGGUUCCUCAUCUGCCUCGUUUAUUCUGUUGUGUGCGCUGCGGGUCUGAUAGGCAACCUGCUGGUGCUCUUCUUCAUCAGGGUCAAACAAGAGAGGAAGAGGUCCACGGUGAACUUCUUCGUGUUCAACUUGGCAGUGACGGACUUGCAGUUCGUGCUCACUCUGCCCUUCUGGGCCGUGGACACCGCGCUGGACUUCAGCUGGCCAUUUGGAGACGCCAUGUGCAAAAUCAUCCUCUCCGUCACCGUGAUGAACAUGUACGCCAGUGUGUUUUUCCUCACUGCCAUGAGUGUGACCCGCUACUGGUCGGUCGCCUCGGCUCUGAAGAACACCACUGCGCUGAAGUCAUGUUCCGCCAAGUGGACCUGCGCAAUCAUUUGGACACUGGCGACUGUGGCGACUGCGCCGACUUCGAUUUUCUCAACUGUCAGUAACGUAACCGGAGAGAAACUCUGUUUGUUGAGGUUUCCCGGGGGACAAUACUGGUUAGCAGUUUAUCACAUACAGAAAAUACUCGUAGGGUUUGUGUUGCCGAUGUCCAUCGUGUCCAUCAGCUACAUAAUGCUGCUGCGUUUUGUCCGCAACCGGAGUAUGAAAACAAGCAACCCCAAACGGAUAUCCCAAGUUACAAAAUCUAUCACCAUCGUCGUGUUGUCUUUCUUUCUGUGCUGGAUGCCGAACCACGCCAUCACCUUUUGGAGUGUACUGGUCAAACUGAACGCUGCGCACUGGGACAAAGCCUACUACAUAGUCCAUACAUAUGUGUUCCCACUGACGGUGUGUCUGGCUCACACCAACAGCUGCCUGAACCCGAUUAUUUACUGCCUCAUGAGGAAGGAGUUCAGGAACAAGCUGAGAAGUCUGAUUCACAGGGGAUAAUGUUUUGGGGCUUUGGGAAUGAUUUCAUGUGUUGACAAACAGUGCCCGUGACGCACCGAGUGCGCACGGCGAAAAAGGCACGGGGUGAGAGAGGAGACCUGUCAGAAAGCUCAAUGACGACAAACAGCAUCAUGUCAAGACUAUUUACUCCGCUCUGUUGAGAAAAAAUAUAACUUUCAUCAGCGCUUCUUGUCUGUAAAGGCUUGCGUAAUGUGGCUUAGUUCUGUUGGCUUUUGGCUUUAUGCAAACCAAUUCCUAAUUUUGUGUAAAAAAAAAUGUGUUACACGUAUGAUCACUGUGGCCUUGCUUGUUCAAUAUCCAUUAGUAGUGACGUGUCCCUGGUCUACUGCUGGAGUGACUGCGUGCGUAAUUGCGCAUGAUAAAUAACCAUGCAUUAAUGUGCUUGCGUUAUAGCUGUAGGCAAACGGUUAGGAAGCUGAGCGCUUUCUACAUCUAUCUGUGAAUGUAUUUGCAAAUAAUGUAACCAGUGUGUCAGUCAUGGAUGCAAACAUCACCUCCUGGAACAAAGGAGGGAAAGCAACGAGUCGUUUUUUUAAGUUACAGCGUGCCAAAAUCAUUUGUUUGAGCACAAAAAAACAACAAAAUGUGUGACAUGAUUCUUGUAAAUUAAAAAAAAAUGUAUCUAGUAUGAUUUGUAAAUAAAGAUGUAUUCAAGCUGUCACAUUGGUUAGUUUUCCUUAGAUAUCAUCGGCCUAUUCGAGUCGAGUUGUAACAGGUGGAAACAGUUGCUAACGGUGCAGGUAAAAAACACAGAGCAGAAGUGUGUCGCUGACCUGCACAUUGAAGCUAAUGGGUUAAACCAUCAUCAACAUACAAAGCGCGCUGAUGAAAUAGACUUAAUGGCUUUUUGUGCUCAUCACCGGGAGUUCUCCAACAUCACUCAUCAGAGAAAAAUGGCUCCGCGCACGAGCACUACAUGAGCCGCGUGCACAAAGGCCAUUCUGAAUGGGUUUAAGAGCUGCAGCCCACGCGCACACACAGCUGGGUGUCAGUGUGAACAUUAAAAAGCAGCAGGCUCUCUCUGGGCGCUGGCUGCAGCAUUGGAUU